Phytophthora sojae is the source of this 885-nucleotide messenger RNA. RefSeq lists its product as hypothetical. Lineage: Eukaryota; Oomycota; Peronosporomycetes; Peronosporales; Peronosporaceae. The record is from RefSeq and is a predicted model, not a curated record. Gene Ontology annotation, molecular function: protein binding; chromatin binding. The transcript has 7 exons. The coding region runs from base 1 to 885 and encodes 294 amino acids. Gene Ontology annotation, cellular component: Set1C/COMPASS complex.
AUGGUGGAGGGUGUGGAGCUCUCGGACGCCGUGCUGCGCUCCUACAGCGUCGCGCGCAACUUCGCCCCGCAGGAAGACGAGGAUCCGAACGUCCACAUCACGUCGCUGGACUUCCACCGCAAUGGCGAGCGAUGCGUCACGAGUCGCAGCGACGGAGUCAUGUCCAUGAUCAACUGUCUGAGUGGCACGGUCGCCAAGACAAUUUUGACCAAGAGAUAUGGCGUCGGCCUCGUGCGGUUCACGCACCACCCGGACUGCGUGAUCUUCUCGUCCGCGAACAGCGCAAACGAUAAUCGCAUUCGAUACCACUCGUUCUUUGACAACAAGUUUCUGCGUUACUACACUGGUCACACGGACAGAGUUACGUCGCUGAUGAUGCACCCCACCGCGGACCAAUUCCUAUCCGCAGGAAUGGACGGCACAAUUCGACUCUGGGAUAUCCGCAACUCCGACACUACGGCUAUCAUUCGAACUGAUCACUUGCCAGUUUCGCACGUGUGCGCCGCGUAUGACCAAGAGGGUGUGGUGUUUGGUGUUUACACGGACGACCACUUGAUCCGCAUGUAUGAUGCGAGGAACUACCAGGAAGGACCCUUUGCCAAGUUCUCGCUAUAUGAUGCGUCGAUCAUGGCAGCAGUCGAGCCCUUCCUCGCGCACAUGCAGGCACCCAACUUGAAUGCGAAGAAGCUGCACGCACUUGACCUAAAGUUUAGUCCCGACGGCAACCAGUUGCUUGUCACGACAAACCGCGGGGUGUUCAUUCAUUUGGAUGCGUUCGAGGGCAAGCUGCUGCACACGUUCAAAGAACACUGGUUGAGCCAAAGCCAGCGUAGUAAUCCCCAGUUAGGGUGCUGCUACUCUGCUGAUGCACUAUCGAGCCGUUGA